Messenger RNA from Mytilus trossulus (common blue mussel), 874 nucleotides. RefSeq lists its product as uncharacterized. NCBI's taxonomy places the organism in Eukaryota, Metazoa, Mollusca, Bivalvia, Mytilida, Mytilidae. The transcript is spliced from 2 exons. Bases 85 to 585 code for a protein of 166 amino acids. The record is from RefSeq and is a predicted model, not a curated record.
UGAUCUUGACUUUCAAGCGCCUGUGCGAUCAAUUGACAUUGACAACGAACUUGGAAACUGAUUUUGUACGCUUUCUCUUGCAAUAUGACAGCCCUAAGUAUGGGCGCUUUUGGCGCCUAUCGAUUACAAUACAGUAAAUAUUUAAAAGAACAAGACGAGAGGGCGAGGAAAGAAAGUGAAGAUCCAGAAACUGUGUGGGUAACAAAACGUUAUAUUCCAACAGAUUUACGGACAACUGCACCAGUCCCUAGACACAAGUUAUUAGCUCCAAAAGAACUUCCAUUUCCAGACCGGCACUGGGUUCCCCCUACAGAUCCACCACUUAGAGGUUUUGAAAGGAAAACGCUUCCAGUCAUUUUUAGAUCUCAUCCAAGUACAAGAUCUGAACAAUAUUCAACACUUCGACAAAUGUUGCCGUCAAAGGGAAGUUAUGGUACAUUUCCACCUCCUCGCUGGGGAACUGGAUGUGGUGUUCCAGUGGUGUAUGAAGAGCGACCCCAAAAGAGAUUUCCAAUCAUAAAUAGUCCAAUGACAAUGUACGUAGAUGAGAUGCAUACAACCAACAAAUUGUUCAAGUUGCAUUAGAAAAGGAGAAGAAAUUCUUUAUCGAAAACCAAAAACGGAAUUUAAAUGAUUGCUUCGUUAUCAUAUAGUUAUCUUCCAUGACUGAACCAAACUUUAUCGUUUUCCUUAUGCAAUCAUGAAAAGUUACUAUUUUAUUCCAUACCAGUAUUCAUUGUGUGCUAGAAGAUCUCUUGUAAUUAUGAAACCAUUCAGUAUUAUGUCAUGAAAUAUUGUUAUUAUUGUUAAUAAUUGUUUGUUACAUGUCUUUCUUGAUAGAUAUAUUUUUGAUAGAAGUUUUUUUCACAUUUGA